CGGGCUUAGCGAGGCAUCAGUGCACCGCCGCCGGGGCUGGGGCCGGGGCUGGAGCUGUCAUUGGAACUGGACGCGGCGGACCUGAAGCUGGGCCGGGGCGGAGCGCCGCGCUGCGCCGGGGCCGCAAGGAGGGGUGUGUUGCUGCCGGCCCACCGCGAGCCGCCCCCAGCCCGCGCCGAGGUGCCCUCCUGCCAGGCCGCCUGCCUCCGCCUUCCGCCUCCCUCCAUUUCCCCGGAAUUUCAGCCCGGCGCGCCUGCACCCCGGCCCUUCUCUGGGUGGGGAAGCUCCGGGCCGCUUUCCGGCUUCACUCCUUCCUCGCAGGCUGGGCUCCCAGCCCCCUCUCUUCUUUUCCUGGAUUGGCUCCCACCCCUUUCGUUCCCCUUCCUUUAGCUCGGGCUCCCUGCCCCUUCCCUUAGCUGAGUCCCAGCUCCUCAGUCACUUUCCUCAGCCAAGGGUCCCAGCCUUCCCUCCUCCUUUUCCUUGCCUGGGGUCCAGCCUAUCCUGUCCCUUCCUCUGUCUCUAGGGUGCAGUCUCUUCCCCCACCCCUUUUUCCAGGCCUGGAGUUCCAGACCUUUUAGUCUCUUCCUGUGGUCCUUUCUGGGUCCUUGUCCCCUUUCCCUAGUUUGGAGUUCUCCAUUGCAAACCCAGCCUCCCUCCAUUCCCAGAGAUCUGCUUCCACACAAUUACCUCUCUAAAACAUGAACUUUUCCUAGGAACUGCCCCAGACUGUCUCCUACCUGCUGACCCCUUGCUACCUAUGUCCCAGGUCUUACUCUCACUUUGCUGACGGUCAAGGCCUGCUGAGCCAAGGGAUCAGCAUGAUGCCUCUGUGGUCGGGCAUCUGUGGCCGCUCUCCCCCACGAAUCUUCCCUUCAUUGCUCAUGGUGGUAGCCUUGGUGGGGUUGCUUCCGGUUCUCAGGAGCCAUGGCCUCCAGCCCAGUCCUACUGCCAGCACCAUCCGAGGCUCAGAGCCACCACGGGAACGCUCUAUUGGGGAUGUCACCACCGCCCCACCGGAGAUUCCCCCCGAGAGCCGGCCUGUUAAUCAUUCCGUCACUGAACACAGCAUGAAGACUCGAAAGGCCUUUCCAGUCCUGGGCAUCGACUACACACAUGUGCGCACACCCUUUGAGAUCUCGCUCUGGAUCCUGCUGGCCUGCCUCAUGAAGAUAGGUUUCCAUGUGAUCCCCACUAUCUCCAGCAUCGUCCCGGAGAGCUGCCUGCUGAUCGUGGUGGGGCUGCUGGUGGGGGGCCUGAUCAAGGGCGUGGGCGAGACGCCCCCCUUCCUGCAAUCGGACGUCUUCUUCCUCUUCCUGCUGCCGCCCAUCAUCCUGGACGCGGGCUACUUCCUGCCGCUGCGGCAGUUCACAGAGAACCUGGGCACCAUCCUGAUCUUCGCCGUGGUGGGCACACUGUGGAAUGCCUUCUUCCUGGGCGGCCUCAUGUACGCCGUGUGCCUGGUGGGCGGCGAGCAGAUCAACAACAUUGGCCUUCUGGACAACCUGCUCUUUGGCAGCAUCAUCUCAGCCGUGGACCCCGUGGCCGUGCUGGCCGUCUUUGAGGAAAUUCACAUCAAUGAGCUGCUGCAUAUCCUUGUCUUUGGGGAGUCCCUGCUCAAUGACGCCGUCACUGUGGUCCUGUAUCAUCUCUUUGAGGAGUUUGCAAACUACGACCGAGUGGGCAUCGUGGACAUCGUCCUUGGCUUCCUGAGCUUCUUCGUGGUGUCCCUGGGCGGGGUGUUUGUGGGCGUGGUCUACGGGGUCAUCGCAGCCUUCACGUCCCGAUUCACCUCCCACAUCCGUGUCAUCGAGCCGCUCUUCGUCUUCCUCUACAGCUACAUGGCCUACCUAUCAGCCGAGCUCUUCCACCUGUCGGGUAUCAUGGCACUCAUUGCCUCGGGAGUGGUGAUGCGCCCCUACGUGGAGGCCAACAUCUCCCACAAGUCCCACACGACCAUCAAAUAUUUCCUGAAGAUGUGGAGCAGUGUCAGUGAGACCCUCAUCUUUAUCUUCCUCGGCGUCUCCACGGUGGCUGGCUCCCACCACUGGAACUGGACCUUUGUCAUCAGCACCCUGCUCUUCUGCCUCAUCGCCCGAGUGCUGGGUGUGCUGGGCCUGACCUGGUUCAUCAACAAGUUCCGAAUCGUGAAGCUGACCCCCAAGGACCAGUUCAUCAUUGCCUACGGAGGCCUGCGAGGGGCCAUCGCCUUCUCCUUGGGCUACCUCCUGGACAAGAAGCACUUCCCCAUGUGUGACCUGUUCCUCACUGCCAUCAUCACUGUCAUCUUCUUCACCGUCUUUGUGCAGGGCAUGACCAUUCGGCCCCUGGUAGACCUGUUGGCUGUGAAGAAAAAGCAAGAAACAAAGCGUUCUAUCAACGAGGAAAUCCACACACAGUUCCUGGACCACCUUCUGACAGGCAUCGAGGACAUCUGUGGCCACUACGGCCACCACCACUGGAAGGACAAGCUCAACCGGUUUAACAAGAAGUAUGUGAAGAAGUGUCUGAUAGCCGGGGAGCGCUCCAAGGAGCCACAGCUCAUCGCCUUCUACCACAAGAUGGAGAUGAAGCAGGCCAUUGAGCUGGUGGAGAGCGGUGGCAUGGGCAAGAUCCCUUCUGCUGUCUCCACUGUCUCCAUGCAGAACAUCCACCCCAAGUCCCUGCCUGCCGAGCGCAUCCUGCCAGCUCUGUCCAAGGACAAGGAGGAGGAGAUUCGCAAAAUCCUGAGGAACAACUUGCAGAAGACCAGGCAGCGGCUGCGGUCCUACAACAGACACACACUGGUGGCAGAUCCCUAUGAGGAGGCCUGGAACCAGAUGCUGCUGCGCAGACAGAAGGCCCGGCAACUAGAGCAGAAGAUCAACAACUACCUGACGGUGCCGGCCCACAAGCUGGACUCACCCACCAUGUCGAGGGCCCGCAUCGGCUCAGACCCCCUGGCCUAUGAGCCGAAGGCCGAUUUGCCUGUUAUCACCAUCGACCCAGCCUCCCCGCAGUCUCCCGAGUCUGUGGACCUGGUGAACGAGGAGCUGAAGGGCAAGGUCUUGGGGCUGAACCGGGAUCCAGCGAGGGUGGUGGAGGAGGACGAGGAGGACGAUGGGGGCAUUGUGAUGCGGACCAAGGAGCCCUCAUCCCCAGGCACCGAUGAUGUCUUCACCCCUGGACCAAGUGACAGCCCCAGCUCCCAGAGGAUACAGCGCUGCCUUAGUGACCCAGGUCCUCACCCUGAGCCUGGGGAGGGAGAGCCUUUCAUCCCCAAGGGGCAGUAGCACUGGAGUCAGUGGGCAGUGCCCAUCCCACCACAGACUCUCCCACCAGAACAGGGGCUGCUGGGGGAGCUGGGGACUCCCCUCGUCCUUCCUGACCUGGAUUGGCCCUGCCCCUACCUUGACCGCAUGGCAGCUGGGCCCACAGCCCCAACCGCAGCACGGCUUCCCCUGCCUCCUGGGAAGCGCCCUCCCUCCCACCAGAACUGCCUUCCCAAUCCAUUUGGCAGAACUGUUGGGCUGGGAGGCAGAUUCUGCCCCUUCCUGAUCCAGGCUGUCUCCCAAACCUGGUCCAGGGCCUCUGGGAUUCCCAGCCCUCAGAGGCCUGCCUCCUACUCCGUCGCCCUUCUCAUUCAAACCAAUCUUAGUUCCUAACCAAAGAGCCUCUGGCUCAGUCUUGGUCCCACCUGGAAAGGGAAGGAGCCGAGACCUCUCUUGGCCUAGGCUGGGCCCUACAUUAACAGUGGGAAGACUAGGGGACCAGGUAUCUGACUGGGGUACGAAUCAGUGACACACGGCAGGCCCACCCUCCUCCUGCUGGCUCUGUCACCUGGCCAGCUACCCUGACCUGUCUUCACUCAGAGCUGCAGGCCGAGGGCAUAUCUGAGCUUCCCUGACUGGAGCUGGGGCACUUUGGACAGUGAUGUGACUUAGCUUUCCAGACUGCUUCCCCAGGGACCACCAGACACUUCAGGGGCUACUGUCAGGGGAGGGACUGUCAGGGGAUCCAGAAAGUGCUGCCUUUUUAUCUGUUUUGUUUGUUCACACUCCAUGUAUGAUUCAGUUUGCACAGAGGGCAUUCCUGUUUUUAAAACAUUUUGAAAACCCCUGAUUGAACAGAGCUCUGGCCCUCCUACUCCAGAGCAUUACCCCUCCUCAUUUGUGCCUGUGUGCCCAACACUCUCCCCCAGAUCAGUCCUCUGCCUCCUGGGCUCUUAAGUGUGGCCCCAAGGCCGUGAUUUUAGAAGUGACCACACACACAUCCCGAUUCAUGAUUCUCUCUAACUCACUGAUGCUGGGCCUCCUGGCACCUCCUUUGCUCUUGGGCCUGACCCUCAGUCCCUGCUGACCUGUUCUUUCUCUCAUUCCCCCCACCCACCCCCUAGGCCCCUGGACCUCUUAUGUGCCCCCAGACUCCCCCUCUUAUGUGCACCGCACCCAGCUUGCUGUGGAGCCCAGCCCUUGGGGGAGAAGGCCUUCCCCCAGCAUCUCCCACCCCACCAGGGCUGGUGGUGGGCAGAGUCCUGGGCCCUUAGGGGCCUUUGCUCACAGGCACACACUCCACCCCCACUGCCACCAUGGCCAGGCCCAGGCCUAUUGGUGUCUGUCCUUCCCCAGGAUUGUGCAAUAGUCAGAGUGCCCCUCUUCCCAGUGGACUGGGCAGUGGGUGCUCAUCUGUCCCCCUCCUCUCCGUGCAAGUGCUGUUUUGGGCAGGAGUCCCCAUGCAAGGGUGACAUUGACAACCAUGUUCAAAGCCACCACAGCUGCUGCCGCUCUGCUGCCUGUACAGAAGAAACCGAAUCUUUUUCAUAUUCUAAUAAACACGUGUGAGUUUUUAUACAGUUGAGGGCUGCUUCCUAGGGACCAGGACUUUGGGAAGGAGGGUGGCCUGGCCUGGGCGCCUGAAGGACUUAGCUCAAUGGCUAGCGCAGAGAAAUGCCUAAUCCGUGUCAGCACUGGUGUGGUUAUUGCUGUGUGCCAGGCCCUGGAGAUAACAGCAGUGGGCAAAGCAAGAUGGUCCCUGCCCUCCGGAGCCUCCGGCCUCCUGAGGAGAGAGCACUAUCCAGCAGACGUUCAUGCAGACCACGAAAAACCCAGUGUGUUUGUGAAUGACAGCAAGUGAGAGGGGGUCGGGAGUGGCAAGGAGGACUAUCCUGAGUGAUCUUAGGAAAGGACUAGAGAAUAAGCUGAGAUUGAUCAGGUGACGAAGGUUUCAGAGAGUUCCUGAAUAUUCUAAUCGGGAGCUGCACAUGCGAAGACCUUGGGAUCUGAGAAAUGACCGGUUUGGCUGGGUCAGAGAGUGACAGGAAGGGAGACAAAGAUGGGACCUUGUAAUCCUUGGCUAGAUUUUGAUUUAUACAUAAUGGCAGUGGGAAGGUUCUGGUACCUGUAAAGUGGGGACAGUAACGUGGAUGAAAGUGCUCAGAUGUGUAAGGUUCAGCACUGUGCAGGGUGCCCAAUGGGCUCAGUUCAGUGGAGGUUGGAUCCCUGAGGUGCAUUUCCAGGAGCUGACCACCAGAGGGCAGUGGGGCCUUGGCACACGCCCCAGGCACCCUUGGAAGGUGGGCUGUCCAGGAAAUCAUCUUGUUUGCUUCGACUGGGAGUCAGGAGUGGUCAGUGCAAAAGGACUGUAGGGAAGGACCAUGCCAUCCGUUCCUGUGGCAAUCGAUGUCUCAACAAGAAACAGACGAUACACCCAAAGGGAUACUGAAGAGCCUUCAACUAAAGGAUUCUUUACAGAGGUGUGGGCAGGGUUAAGGGAACCUACCAGGAAUGGGGCCCAGGGGACUCACACUUCAGAAAGCCAUUACAACCCCUAGACUCCCUCCCCCUAGAACAAGAAGAAGGAGCUGUUGCUAGAGGAGGGGGCCACCCUGCUGGAGCCACAGCCAUAGGGAGCAGAGCAAAGCCCCUGCCAGAUGGGGAAGCAGGAGAUAAAUAUUCUGCUUUUGAUCCUGCUGGUGCCUGCCCUUAGCCAAAUCCAUUAGGGAGCCAGAAGGGAAGGCACCUGAGUAACUUCACGGAGUUCAGUCCACAAGGGUCAGCCCUGCAGUAAAGGGAGCAAGGAGAGAGUGGAUUUAGGGGACAAGACAUCCAAACAGCCAUGCCUUUUGCUCCCACCAUCCACUGAUCCUUCAGAUGAAAAACUCAUGUCUCUGUUGCUUAAUGAUUACAUAAUUUCUCUUUGGGGUGAUGGAAAGUUUUGGAAAUAGAUUAUGAUGCUGGUUGCAGAACACUGUGAAGGUACAAAGUGCCACUAAUCAUUUACUUUAAAAUGGCUCAUUUCAUGUAAACUUCACCUCAGUUUUCUAAAAAUGGAAGGAAAGCUCAUCUUCAAUAGGAGAAGCACAGUCUCAUCAACCACCACCUCCUUCUCAUACUUAACCAUACUCUUGAUAUCCUCCGGUCAUACCCUUUAACUUAAAAUGUCACCCAUCACCAGGGCUCUUCCAGUAAGAUGGGGUGGUGGGUGGGUGCAGAAAACCAACAACAGAAACCCAGAAACCCACUACAGCACCCCCUUCUGCCGCUGGUCACAAGGCAUAAUUUUCCACUCAAUGGCAACCCUCUUCCACCCCCUUCUCUGUCCCUCUUACCAGCUGCUAGCUCUCUAGCUGGUUUGGUUCUUUACCUGGUGGGUAAGAGCCAUACAGUUCAGGUUCUUCUUGGUCUUAGGUUUGAAGCGUUGCCAAGUUUCCCGCAGACGGUCGUUAUUGGACAUGGGAGAUCCAAGAGGCACCCAGUACUCUGGAUUCCAAACAUAGCCUUCCUGCCCACCCCCCACUUUCCUUCUGGUAACCUAGAUCAAUCACACUAUCUGGUACAGUUGAUCCCCUCUCUGCCUUUUGAUUAGAUAACAUACAGAGCUCCAACUGGGCCAAGGGAAAACCCUACUUCCAAUCUAAAGGAACCAUUUAUGUGCUCCCUGGAGGAAGUAUUCCUCCUUUGGGCACUAAGGACUGUAGACCCACCGAACACAAAGUUGAGGGGAUGGAAAGCAAGAAUUCCUCCAGUGGGUUAUUUGGAAUAAUAUUGAGAGGAGCCACUCCCAUUGCUACCUACUCCUUGGCCCCUGGGCUUCUGCCUUCUGGCUAUGAGAGGUGGAGCCGGAUAUUGGCCACUGAUUUAAAGCACAUACUGCUUUCUACUUGUCAACCUAACCUUGCAGAGUACCUCCCAACUGGUGCUUUAACACUAUUCUAUCCAUUCAGCUGUUUCUGAGUGACAGGGUACGUUGUAAGUACAGUGCAUUAAGACCACUGCUGUUUGUCCCUCACCAUAAAAUGAAGUUAGGCAAUGUGUGACAUGGCCCAGUGAUGAGUAAGGCAUUCUGGAAAGUCCAGAGAUGAUGGUGCUGGCGGAAUCCUUGCAGGCAGGGAAGGCAAGUCGAUACCACAAAUACAUAUUUAUUACCGUGAGCUGAUAACUGUUCCCUUCGCAAAAGAAGGAGUUAGCGUAAUCAACCUGCCAAUGGGAAGCUAGCUAGCUGGUAACCCUAGAACAGUGGUUCUCAAAGGUUUGGUCUCAGAAAUCCUUUACAUUCUUAAAAAUUACUGAAAAAUUAUACUCUUAAAAAUUAAAAAGGGAUUCUUGGGGGGGGGGGCAUAUUUAUUUUCCUGGAUUAAAAAUUAAGCUUUAAAAUACUCGUUUAAAAUGAAUAAAUCUAGUGCAUGUUAAUAUAAAAUUUUGAAUGAAAACUUUUUCAAAACAAAAACUGUGAGGAGAGCAGCAUUACUUAACAUUUUUACAAAUUUCUAAAGAGAUUGGGCUUAAUACAAGACAGCUAGCUUCUCAAAUCUUCAGCAUUUAGUGUGUUGUACAUAUGUCAGGCCUCUGGAAAAUUCCACUAUACACUCAUGAAACAAUGACAGUGAAAUAAGCAAAGAAUGCCUUAGUAUUAAUAUGAAAAUAGAUUUUACCUCACAGAACUCUUGGAAGAAUUUGGGGGACCCCCAGGGGUUCCUAGUUUACACUUUGAGAACCAUUGCCCCAGGGAAUGGUGCCACAUGGGAAACUCUUGGUCUUUGCUGCUGGCAGCUUGGGCGCUCAGCAGUGCCAGCUGCCCAUUCGAUUCGGUGAGGGAAAUGAGUUGAGCCUGUGUGUAUUAGUUUUCUGUGGCUGCUGUAAAAAACUACCACAGAUUUAGUGGCUUCAAAUGACACAGAUUUAUUGUAUUACAGUUCUGGACGUCAAGAGCUUGGCAUAAGUCCCACUGGGCUGAAAUCAAGGUGUCAACAAGGCUGCAUUCCUUUCUGAAGUCUCUAGAGGAGAAUCUUUUUCUCGCUUCUAGAGGCUACCUGCAUUCCUUAGCGUGUGCCCUCCUUCCAUCUUCAAAACUAGUCACAGCCAAUCCUUUCCCACACCACACCACCCUGACACUGACUACCUCCUGCUUCCACAUUUCAAGACCCUUGUGAU
This is a messenger RNA of Panthera uncia (snow leopard), 8405 nucleotides long. RefSeq names its product solute carrier family 9 member A1 (gene SLC9A1). The transcript is spliced from 12 exons. The record is from RefSeq and is a predicted model, not a curated record. The coding region runs from base 819 to 3269 and encodes 816 amino acids. Gene Ontology annotation, biological process: proton transmembrane transport; regulation of pH; sodium ion transport. Lineage: Eukaryota; Metazoa; Chordata; Mammalia; Carnivora; Felidae. Gene Ontology annotation, molecular function: sodium:proton antiporter activity. Gene Ontology annotation, cellular component: membrane.